ACACAGACUGGCCCUUUAAACACACUCAGCUCUUCAGGCUCCUGUAGUGGAGCUUUUCCUACUAAACUUUAUGACAUCAGAGGGACUUUUGAAGACUUUUCUUUCCUUUUAAUCUUAUUUUUUUGUAGAGAACUGAUGGAUCUCUCAGACUUCUCCUUCCCUCUCUCUUCGGUCGAUGACCUUUAUGACUUCAGCACCAGUGACCUGAACUUCUUCGAUGACCUGGACGCUCGGCUGACGCAGGCCGGCCUGCUCAAGUCCGAGGACCAUCCCCACCACCACCACCACCACCACCACCACCAUGUCCACCACGUCCCCAACGCACAAGACGAGGAGGAGGACCAGCACGUGCGGGCCCCUGGGGGCCUCCACCAGGCGGGCCACUGCCUCCUGUGGGCCUGCAAGGCCUGCAAGAGGAAGACGACCCACUCGGACAGGAGGAAAGCGGCGACCAUGCGGGAGAGGCGGCGGCUCAGCAAAGUCAACGACGCCUUUGAGACCCUGAAACGCUGCACGGCGUCCAACCCCAACCAGCGGCUGCCCAAAGUGGACAUCCUGAGGAACGCCAUCAGCUACAUCGAGUCCCUGCAGGCGCUGCUGAGGACCGGCCAGGACGACAGCUUCUACCCGCCGCUCGAACACUUCAGCGGGGACUCGGACGCCUCCAGCCCCGGCUCCAACUGCUCCGACGCCAUGAUGGAUUUCAUCUCUCCAUGUUCAACCAAAAGUGAAAACAGCGACACCUCUUACUGCAGCCAAACAGCAGACGAUCACAGCAGCAGCAAAAAAUCACUCAUUUCCAGUUUGGACUGUUUGUCCAGCAUCGUAGAGCGGAUCAGCACAGACCCGGCCGUGGCCCCCCCAGGAGACAGCGUGGUCCCCCGGGGCCCCGGAUCACCUCACAACACCCCUGCUCCUGCUUCCACCUCGGCUCCUGAGCCCAGCAGCAUCUACGAGCCGCUCUGAGCCAGACGGAGCUGCGGACUCAUUUUUUCCUCCAGUUUUAAGGAGGACGGUUUCCGUUGCUGAAGUAACUUUUCUCCUGAGGUCCACUCCCUUCAGUUUUCAGCGUCAUGGAUGAACUGAAGACGUUGGAUGAAUCCCAGCAGAGUAAUAAUAGAAAGGACAUUUUCCAUUUGAAUUCCUGCUGAUAAUAACUGAGGACCAUUUCUGUAAUAAAGAGUCGUAACAGGUUCACAUUCAAAGAGGUGCUGAGAUCGUCGUGUAAUAUGUUUCUACGUUAUUUAUGAGCUCAUGAAUUUUAAUAAAGAUAUAUUUUAUUUUAUAUUAA
This is a messenger RNA of Mugil cephalus (flathead mullet), 1291 nucleotides long. RefSeq names its product myoblast determination protein 1 homolog. Gene Ontology annotation, molecular function: DNA-binding transcription factor activity, RNA polymerase II-specific; protein dimerization activity; RNA polymerase II cis-regulatory region sequence-specific DNA binding. The transcript has 3 exons. Gene Ontology annotation, biological process: muscle organ development; regulation of transcription by RNA polymerase II; positive regulation of myoblast differentiation. NCBI's taxonomy places the organism in Eukaryota, Metazoa, Chordata, Actinopteri, Mugiliformes, Mugilidae. The record is from RefSeq and is a predicted model, not a curated record. The coding region runs from base 136 to 966 and encodes 276 amino acids.